CAAUCCCCCCCAGCAGCACCAGCAGCACCAGCAGCCUGUGACCCCCCCCUCGUUAGCAGCCCACCGCCGUCGCCAGCCUCGUCAGUCACAGACCGCCCGACCGCCCACCGACCUGCAACGAAACAAACCCCACCACCAUAUGCUAUGCAAUCAUCACCGCAUAUCGUGUCUCCAUCUGAUUCUGCUCCUGCUUGCCCGCUAGCCUCCCCCUUGUCCCAUCCCAGGGAACCGAGCGUGGGAGUGCCAUUGCUGUGGGUCCAGCCGACAUGCUGCAUCAAAUCUCCCCCAUUCACCCAUUCCGCGUUGCACAUGGCAUUGGCCCGCCUGGCUGAUGCCUUUUUCCAACAUGGCUACUAUCCACCUACCAUCAUCUGACGGUGCCGAAGAGCAAGCAGCCAACACAGCAUGGCGGAGGCGUUGCUGAAACCAUCGACAUCUCGAUCCCGCACAACCACCGUGGAUGGCUAGCCUGCCAUGGGUGGGUGGAUGCCCAUCCGAUGCGUGUUUGAUGUUUGAUUUGAUCCGGUGGACGGUGGCCUUUAUUCUCGCCAUGCCUUCCAGUUUGAUUGAUCGUGUCCAUAUCCUGCCGUUGCAGUCAUCAUCCAUCGUUAACCAUGCAUGCAUGCAUGCAUUUUCCACACCCAUCCAAGCCCUGUCCCCUUUUUCCGAUUUCUUUCCAUGUGCCUUGUAGUGGCUGGCGAACAGUUGGCUGCGCGAGUGCU
This is a messenger RNA of Periconia digitata, 722 nucleotides long. Lineage: Eukaryota; Fungi; Ascomycota; Dothideomycetes; Pleosporales; Periconiaceae. The record is from the annotation of a GenBank genome assembly.